Nyctereutes procyonoides (raccoon dog) is the source of this 2066-nucleotide messenger RNA. It is a transcript of the gene ANXA4, whose product is annotated as annexin A4. Gene Ontology annotation, molecular function: calcium ion binding; calcium-dependent phospholipid binding. The record is from RefSeq and is a predicted model, not a curated record. Gene Ontology annotation, cellular component: cytoplasm. Lineage: Eukaryota; Metazoa; Chordata; Mammalia; Carnivora; Canidae. The transcript is spliced from 13 exons. The coding region runs from base 109 to 1068 and encodes 319 amino acids.
CCGGGCCGCCUGGGCGGGGUCCGCAGGGCUCGAGCGCAGCCGUGUCCGCAGCCGCGAGCAGCUUCUGGACUGUGACCGUGACCGGGACGUGGAGCCCGCGGAGCCGCCAUGGCAGCCAAGGGAGGCACCGUCAAACCCGCAUCAGGAUUCAGUGCUACCGAGGAUGCACAGACCCUGAGGAAGGCCAUGAAGGGGCUUGGCACCGACGAAGAUGCCAUCAUCGGAGUCCUGGCCCACCGCAGCACGGCCCAGCGCCAGGAGAUCAGGACGGCCUACAAGAGCACCAUCGGCAGGGACCUGAUGGACGACCUGAAGUCGGAGCUGAGCGGCAACCUCGAGCGGGUGAUCGUGGGGAUGAUGACGCCCACCGUGCUGUACGACGUGCAGGAGCUGCGCAGGGCCAUGAAGGGAGCCGGCACGGACGAGGGCUGCCUCAUCGAGAUCCUGGCCUCGCGGACGCCCGAGGAGCUCCGGCGCAUAAACCAGACCUACCAGCUCCAGUACGGCCGGAGCCUCGAGGACGACAUUCGCUCCGACACGUCCUUCAUGUUCCAGAGGGUGCUGGUGUCGCUGUCGGCCGGUGGCAGGGAUGAAGGACAUUUUCUGGACGAUGCUCUCAUGAGACAGGAUGCUCAGGACCUGUAUGAGGCUGGAGAGAAGAAAUGGGGGACAGAUGAGGUGAAAUUUCUGACUGUUCUCUGCUCCCGGAACCGAAAUCACCUGUUGCAUGUGUUUGAUGAAUACAAAAGGAUAUCACAGAAGGAUAUUGAGCAGAGUAUUAAAUCUGAAACAUCCGGUAGCUUUGAAGAUGCUCUGCUGGCCAUAGUAAAGUGCAUGAGGAACAAAUCUGCAUACUUUGCUGAAAGGCUUUAUAAAUCUAUGAAGGGCUUGGGCACAGAUGAUGACACCCUCAUCAGGGUUAUGGUGUCUCGAGCGGAGAUUGAUAUGAUGGACAUCAGGGAGAACUUCAGGAGGCUUUACGGAAAGUCUCUGUACUCCUUCAUCAAGGGUGACACAUCUGGAGACUACAGAAAGGUUCUGCUCAUUCUCUGUGGAGGAGAUGAUUAAAAUAAAAUCCAAGAAGGAAAGGAGGAAUCCCAACACAUUGAAAUUUUUUUUAACUUCAUUUUUCUACACUGCUAUUAGCAUUAUCUCAGAAUGCUUAUUUCCAAUUAAAACGCCUACAGAUGCUUCCUAGGAUACAGACUGACUCUUAUUAUUCAUCAGCAAUUACUCAUUAUGAUGCUUUAAAGUUGUACUUGCAUUUCAAAGCUUAUAAAACCUAAAAGGAGAUUUAAAAUUAGAAAUAAAAAUGUACUCCACCUUUUAAACAGAUUUCCUCAUCUGUGUUUCACAGAAAUUGGAAUGUACUAAAUUUAUUUCAUGAUUUUGGUGAAAAACUACUGAAAUGGAAGAUUGAAAGACUAUUCUAAAAUCACUCUCUGCUUCCCUAGUUCUGAUUUCAAAGUGACUAGUAAUUUCUUGAUUUGAAAUUGUGAGUAUCUAGUUCAUAAGACUAUCUAUCCAAUUUGCUAUUUUGCAUGACCACACUUUGAAGACAUCCAAUAAUCUCCUUUGUUUAGAUUUUGUCUCUACUGUUAGUUAAUCUACAAAAGUUUGCAUUGGAGACUUCCUUCCUCACAUCUUAUGUUAAGAUUACUACUCUCUCCAGGUUGACGUAUACCAAAAAUCAGCCAGCUUUCUGACAAAUUAAAUUCUAGGUGUGGUGAUACAGAUUAUAUAUGUGUGAUUAACAAACAUAAAUGCUGAACAUUCCAUGUUGUUACGGUUAAUAUCUUAAUCUAGCUGGAAGAUGAAUGGAAAAAAGUGUGCAACUAGGUUUUGUUUUUUGUUUUUUUUUUUUGGUGAUGGUAUAAUGUUCUGAAUUUACUUAAAGGAAUUCUUUUUGUGCUAAAAAUAAUUUUAAAAAUAUUUUUCAAUUCUGUUAAUUUGUAGUAAUUUACGUUUGCAUGUGCCUUUCAACUCUAGAAUUAUUCUGAAGUUGUACUUGAUUUUAAUCAAAAGUUCAGUUUGAAUACAUGGAAAAAUAAUUUUAAUAAAAUAUG